GCGCAGAAGGAAAGCGGAAUCUACACCUUCCCCGCCAGCCGUGGCAACUGCAGAACUGCAGGAGACAAUCUUUCUAGACAAGGCAGUUGAGGAGGAGGGAGCGAUUGGAGCGUGGGUUGGCUUGGCGUGCACUCCCCACCUCUGAAACAUUAUUGCGCGUGGAACGGUUGCUUCUGGAAGGCACCGCACCUCAUUGGAGAGCUUCAAAGACCUCUCUAACAACUGAAGGACACACCACUGGUCAGGCAACACUUGCCCAGAAGAAAAGAUGUUUGGUUUUCACAAGCCAAAGAUGUACCGAAGUAUAGAGGGCUGCUGUAUUUGCAGAGCUAAAUCCUCUAGUUCUCGCUUCACUGACAGUAAACGCUAUGAAAAGGAUUUCCAGAGCUGUUUUGGGUUACAUGAGACUCGUUCAGGAGACAUCUGUAAUGCCUGUGUCCUGCUUGUGAAAAGAUGGAAGAAGUUGCCAGCAGGAUCAAAAAAAAACUGGAAUCAUGUGGUAGAUGCAAGGGCAGGACCUAGUCUAAAGACUACACUGAAACCAAAGAAAGUGAAAACUCUAUCUGGAAACAGGAUAAAAAGCAACCAGAUCAGUAAGCUACAGAAGGAAUUUAAACGUCACAAUUCUGAUGCUCACAGUACCACCUCAAGUGCCUCUCCAGCUCAAUCUCCUUGUUAUAGUAACCAGUCAGAUGAUGGCUCAGAUACAGAGAUGGCUUCUGGCUCUAACAGAACGCCAGUUUUUUCCUUUUUAGAUCUCACAUACUGGAAAAGACAGAAAAUAUGCUGUGGCAUUAUCUAUAAAGGCCGAUUUGGGGAAGUCCUCAUCGACACACAUCUAUUCAAGCCUUGCUGCAGCAAUAAGAAGGCAGCUGCUGAGAAGCCGGAGGAGCAGGGCCCAGAGCCUCUGCCCAUCUCCACUCAGGAGUGGUGACUGAGGUUUAUGUAGAAGGGGAACAAAAAACAAUUUGAAUUUUGGAAUACAAAGCAACAGAACGACCCUCUUAUUUUUAACUUGGAUACCUGCUAUUCUGCCAAAAGACAAUUUCUAGAAUAGGUUUUUUGUUUUUUUGGGUUUUUUUUUUGGUCUUUUUCUAGGACCGCA
Phacochoerus africanus (Common warthog) is the source of this 1105-nucleotide messenger RNA. It is a transcript of the gene SINHCAF, whose product is annotated as SIN3-HDAC complex associated factor. The record is from RefSeq and is a predicted model, not a curated record. The transcript is spliced from 7 exons. NCBI's taxonomy places the organism in Eukaryota, Metazoa, Chordata, Mammalia, Artiodactyla, Suidae. Gene Ontology annotation, biological process: negative regulation of cell migration. Bases 269 to 934 code for a protein of 221 amino acids.